AUGCACUCCCCAGACAACGAGACGUUCUCGACACCGCCUAGCACACCCUCGAUGCCCGAUUCCAUACGACCCUCCAUCUCACGCCGUACUAGCCGGCCAUCACAGCUCCACAUAAUGCAGAAUUCUUCCGACUGCAGCGUCGUCGUCGAGCAGCAGUCCCCCGAGAUCUCAGCCAGGCUCCAGUCCGGCACUCCAACUGGGACCAUGGUCAACGGCAAGACGGACAGGCAUGUCGCAACCAUUCAAGGCCCACAGGCAACAUCCAACACACCCACGAUUACACACCAUUCCGUUCCUAGCCCAGUGCAGCCUCAGCGCCGGGCUCCGUCGCCUGCGAUCAAAUCACCUUGUUUCCUUCACUCCAAACUUCAGAGCAACUCCCUCAUGGACUGGCUCGGCUCCGUAUACGACGACAAGUCCUCCAAUGGAUCCCGAGAAAAGGAGAAGGCCGAACACACCUACCCCGACGGCACUGUCUCCGACUACAGCUACAGCGACACAUUAUCCCCCUACGACGAUGAGGAGCGCGAGUACGGUCCCAGCCUCACCAAGAAGCUUGCGGAGACCGCGAUUAGUGUGCGGGAAGUGAGCAAAAAGCUUGGUCGCACCCGCGUCCAGUCCAACAUCCAGAGCGUGCUCAUCGUGACCAAGGCGCGAGACAACCGUCUGAUCAAGCUCACCCGGGAGCUCGCGCUCUAUCUCAUGAUGAAGCGGAGAGGUGGCGAGCGGGGCAUGAUUGUCUAUGUCGACAACCAACUGAAGACCUCCAGACGGUUUGACGCAGCCGGCAUGCAGCGCGACCACCCCGAACUCUUCGUUCCCUUCCCCAAGCGUCGCACCUCUAGUACCUCCUCCCUGUUAUCUGCCCAGAGCACGACCAACGGCGACAGUUCCUUUUCACAAGAGGGCCAGCUUCGCUACUGGACUGCCGAUAUGUGCAACAGGAGCCCCCAUCUCUUCGACUUCGUCGUCACGCUCGGCGGAGAUGGCACCGUCCUGUUCACGUCGUGGCUGUUCCAGCGCAUCGUGCCGCCAGUGCUCCCGUUCGCGCUGGGCUCGCUGGGUUUCCUCACAAAUUUCGACUUCGCGGACCACCGCAAAGUGAUGGACAGCGCGAUCGAUAAUGGGAUCCGAGUCAACCUGCGCAUGCGCUUUACGUGUACCGUCUACCGCGCGAUCGCCCCUGAGAAGAACAGCAAGGCGUGUCGGGCCAUCAAGAAGGGCGGAACUGGCGAGAUCCUCAUGCGCGGUAUUGAGGAGAGCGGUUGGGAGGCCCUGGAGAGCGGCGGGAUCUGUGGGAAGGCCGGCGAGAAGGACAAGGAGAUAAUGUGCUUCUCGACAAGGCCGGUCGAGUGUUUCGAGAUCCUCAACGACCUGGUCGUUGACCGAGGGCCGAGCCCUUACGUCAGUCUCCUCGAACUGUUCGGUGACGAACACCAUCUGACAACGGUGCAAGCCGAUGGUCUGUGCGUGGCGACUCCGACCGGUUCGACGGCCUACUCGCUGUCGGCCGGAGGAUCCCUGGUGCACCCCGAAAUUCCGGCCAUCCUCAUCACGCCACUUUGCCCCCAUACGCUCUCGUUCCGGCCUAUGCUUCUUCCGGAUACGAUGGAGCUGCGUAUAUGUGUUCCCUUCAACUCAAGAAGUACGGCGUGGGCCUCUUUCGAUGGCCGCGGGCGUGUUGAGCUCAAGCUCAAGUGGCUGGAGCUCAUUUUGGAUCCAGAGGGCGACCAUAUCAAGGUCACUGCUUCCCAAUAUCCCUUCCCCACCGUCUGUGCGGAGUCUCAAUCUCGCGACUGGUUCCACUCUAUCUCGCGUACGCUCAAAUGGAACGAACGCGAGAGGCAAAAGUCAUUCGUCGUGGUGGAGGAAGAGGGCACUGGGCGCAAGCGCAGGUCAACAGUGACCAAGGAGCACGAUGGUCCUACUCCCACCGUGGCGAAGCACGCCACCCCCAAGCCUAACAGCAAAGUGGAAGAGGACGAGGAGGACGAAUGCUCCGACGAAGACGAAGAGAAGUUCGACAUUGAUGACCUCUCGUCAGCAGAGUCACCCACCACGUCCGACAAGAACAAGCUUAGUCCCAAAGAAGAAACGCGUGGGCAGACGAACCUCCGCCAGGAAGAAGAGAACCGCGAGCAGGAGCGUGCACAUAACGCCGCGGUUUCCCUUGCCCGGGGCAACCCCGACCUCUCGUCGACCCCAUCCUCGGGGCUCAAGUCGGGCAUUGACUCCCCGGACCGUUUUGCGGGAUCGCACCCUCACCCACCGCGGAUCUCUCCACGCCACGUUCAGUUCGUGGCCUCCUCGGCAUCUUCAUCGUCCUCGUCGAUCGAUCAGCAAUCGCAAUCGACGGUCAACGGCGAGCGGGGGGAGCGAGACGACAUCCGCGGCCCGCGCUCCGCACACUUCAGCAGCAAGGUCCGCAUCCCGCGCGACCGCGACGUUGAGGGCGAGAGUCUGAAGACACCUACCCCCGUCGACCCCUCGCGGAUGCCAUUCUCGCGGAGCCGGUCCCGGUCUCGCUCACGCGACCCGCCGCGGCGCGCAUUCGCGGUCUGGGGCCAUGACGAGAGCGACAGCGCGGCGAGCGACAGCGAUGCGGAUGCUUGA
Messenger RNA from Epithele typhae, 2613 nucleotides. RefSeq names its product ATP-NAD kinase. The coding region runs from base 1 to 2613 and encodes 870 amino acids. The record is from RefSeq and is a predicted model, not a curated record. The transcript has 7 exons. Gene Ontology annotation, biological process: NAD+ metabolic process; NADP+ biosynthetic process. Gene Ontology annotation, molecular function: NAD+ kinase activity. Lineage: Eukaryota; Fungi; Basidiomycota; Agaricomycetes; Polyporales; Epitheliaceae.